Molecule: messenger RNA, 2152 nt
Organism: Lepus europaeus (European hare)
Lineage: Eukaryota; Metazoa; Chordata; Mammalia; Lagomorpha; Leporidae
Gene: MYB
Product: MYB proto-oncogene, transcription factor
Exons: 15
Coding region: 30-1952 (640 amino acids)
Biological process (GO): regulation of DNA-templated transcription
Cellular component (GO): nucleus
Molecular function (GO): DNA-binding transcription factor activity, RNA polymerase II-specific; RNA polymerase II cis-regulatory region sequence-specific DNA binding
Source: RefSeq, a predicted model, not a curated record
UCUCGGCGGAGCCCCGCUCCCGCCGCGCCAUGGCCCGGAGACCCCGGCACAGCAUUUACAGUAGCGACGAGGAUGACGACGAUAUUGAGAUGUGUGACCACGACUAUGACGGGCUGCUUCCCAAAUCCGGAAAGCGUCACUUGGGGAAAACUAGGUGGACCAGGGAAGAGGAUGAAAAACUAAAGAAGCUGGUGGAACAGAAUGGAACAGAUGACUGGAAAGUUAUUGCCAAUUAUCUCCCGAAUCGAACAGAUGUGCAGUGCCAGCACCGAUGGCAGAAAGUACUAAAUCCUGAGCUCAUCAAGGGCCCUUGGACCAAAGAAGAAGACCAGAGAGUGAUAGAGCUUGUACAGAAAUACGGUCCGAAACGUUGGUCUGUUAUUGCCAAGCACUUAAAAGGGAGAAUUGGAAAACAAUGUAGGGAGAGGUGGCAUAACCACUUGAAUCCAGAAGUUAAGAAAACCUCCUGGACAGAAGAGGAAGACAGAAUUAUUUACCAGGCACACAAGAGACUGGGGAACAGAUGGGCAGAAAUCGCAAAGCUGCUGCCUGGACGAACUGAUAAUGCUAUCAAGAACCAUUGGAAUUCGACAAUGCGACGGAAGGUCGAACAGGAAGGUUAUCUGCAGGAGUCUUCCAAAGCCAGCCAGCCUACAGUGGCCACAAGCUUCCAGAAGAACAGUCAUUUGAUGGGGUUUGCUCACACGCCACCUUCAACUCAACUCCCUCCAGCAGGCCAGCCCUCAGUUAACAAUGACUAUUCCUAUUACCACAUUUCCGAAGCACAAAACGUGCCCAGUCCAGUUCCGUAUCCUGUAGCGUUACAUGUAAAUAUAGUCAAUGUCCCUCAACCAGCUGCUGCGGCCAUUCAGAGACACUAUAAUGAUGAAGACCCUGAGAAAGAAAAGCGAAUAAAGGAAUUAGAGUUGCUCCUGAUGUCGACCGAGAACGAGCUCAAAGGACAGCAGGCGCUACCAACACAGAACCACACGUGCAGCUACCCUGGGUGGCACAGCGCCUCCAUGGGCGACCACAGCAGACCUCAUGGAGACAGUGCACCUGUUUCCUGUUUGGGAGAACACCACUCUACUCCAUCUCUACCGGUGGAUCCCAGCUCCCUACCUGAAGAGAGCGCCUCGCCGGCAAGGUGUAUGAUCGUCCACCAGGGCACCAUUUUGGACAAUGUUAAGAAUCUCUUAGAAUUUGCAGAAACACUCCAAUUCAUAGAUUCUUUCUUAAACACUUCCAGUAACCACGAAAACUUAGACUUGGAAAUGCCUUCUUUAACUUCAACCCCUCUCAGUGGUCACAAAUUGACUGUUACAACGCCAUUUCAUAAAGACCAGACUGUGAAAACUCAAAAGGAGAAUGCUAUUUUUAGAACUCCAGCGAUCAAAAGGUCAGUCCUAGAAAGCUCUCCAAGAACUCCUACACCGUUCAAACAUGCACUUGCAGCUCAAGAAAUUAAAUAUGGCCCCCUGAAGAUGCUACCUCAGACGCCCUCUCACCUCGUGGAAGACCUACAGGAUGUGAUCAAACAGGAAUCUGAUGAGUCUGGAAUUGUUGCCGAAUUUCCAGAAGGUGGACCACCUCUGCUGAAGAAAAUCAAGCAAGAGGUGGAGUCUCCGACUGAUAAAGCAGGAAACUUCUUCUGCUCCAGUCACUGGGAAGGGGACAGUCUAAAUACCCAGCUGUUCCCUCAGGCAUCACCUGUAGCAGAUGCACCAAAUAUUCUUACAAGUUCCGUUUUAAUGACACCAGUAUCAGAGGAUGAAGACAAUGUCCUGAAAGCGUUUACUGUACCUAAAAACAGGUCCCUGGCCAGUCCCUUGCAGCCUUGUAGCGGUGCCUGGGAACCUGCAUCCUGCGGGAAGACGGAAGAUCAGAUGACAGCCUCCGGCCAGCCUCGUAAAUAUGUGAAUGCGUUCUCAGCCCGGACUCUGGUCAUGUGAGACGUUGCCAGAAAAGCAUUAUGGUUUUCAGAACACUUCAAGUUGACUUGGGAUAUUUCAUUCCUCAACAUGAAACUUUUCAUGAAUGGGAGAAGAACCUAUUUUUGUUGUGGUACAACAGUUGAGAGCAGCACCAAGUGCAUUUAGUUGGAUAAAAUCUUAUUGGAUUUCACCCAACUAAAAUGAUUUUUAAAAAUAAA